Dicrocoelium dendriticum is the source of this 4235-nucleotide messenger RNA. The record is from the annotation of a GenBank genome assembly. NCBI's taxonomy places the organism in Eukaryota, Metazoa, Platyhelminthes, Trematoda, Plagiorchiida, Dicrocoeliidae.
AUGCGCUACGGACUCUCUAGUAUUAUAAAAGAGAAAUCAAAUUUCAUGAUAAAGUGGCUUGUUAUGAAAUCUAACGAAAAGGGUCUGCCGAUCAAUCAUCCUAAUCCAGUAAUAGCAAAUGAUGACGGUACUUGGGAAAUUGAUCGAUCUAUCGCGCACAGACUAACUAGUUAUGAUUUCUACUCGAAUGUGUCGAGUGCGUUAAUAAAAAGCCAUACUAUUUCAGACUUUGAAAACCUUUUGAAUGAACUAUUUCGUCUGUCAGGGGAACGUCGAGUUAUGCUCGAUCAUACCAUAUUGACCCAGCCGGAUAAUGUAUUUUCCGACAACUUGUCAAGACGGAAGAAUGAUAUGCAAACCCGGAAUGUGCUCGUUUCAGACUUGACGCAGAUGCCGGACGAAGAAAACCCGUCGAAGAACCGCAUUUGGUUAGCAGCCCACGUUGCUAUUAUCGAAGUGAUGUUACGAGCUCACAUAGCUCAAAUCGUGACCCAUAACAAGCUGGUCAACGCGCUUAGCACCGUUAUUGGUUGCAGAGCAGAUUCCACGUCGUUGGAAGUUCUAUCUGGGGCAGACGGUGCUUUGUUUUGGCUGGUCACCGUUGCAGCUAGAACAGCAACUCUCCUUGGAAUAAAGGACUGUUCCGAGUGGCUUAAAGUACAUCUACUGGACCAGCCCGGACCCACCGAUUCCGCAGUGGAAACUAAUACAUCUGAUUCUCCGGAAGAAAACGCCGAUCGAUUUCUACGUGGAUUAGCCGUGGCUAAUCUGCUGUCACUGGCCCUGCACUUUUACCGACCUGAAAUGGCAACAGUUGAAAAGUUCAACCUCAGCUUCGGCCCGGAUUGGCAACUUGAGCCAUCUGCUUCACAGCACAACGCCCGGAUGGUCGCACAACUCUGUCAAUCGCAUGAUGAACUUGGUAUAUUCAUCGCCCUUAUGCCAAUCGGGUGCACUGGCCGGUGGACUGCAAGCUCAGGACAGAAGCAACCAUAUUCGGAUCUUGAUCACUUAGAGCUAUCUUGGUUCUGUUCGCAAGGUUUGGCGCGUUCCGGUGCUCAUCGGCGAUUGCAUAGUGCUACAUUGGCUGCCGAGUUGUUCCAGUGGUUGACACACGAGCCACCUGAUCGUCAAAUUCCGCCUAUUCGGCCAAGGAACCUCAACCUAAUGCAUAGUUCCAAUGGGUGGAAAGGGAACACUGACGCGGAGGCGCAGUGUAAAUCCAAUCGGUUGCUGAUUCCCCAAGAAUUCGAUGCGUCAGUGCUUGUAGGCUCACCUUCCGCGAAUCAUCAAGGCAACACUGUCACUGGGCAGGACACUUAUCGAUUGGAUGAUACCGUACUCGUAAACGGAUCUCACGGAUGCCCCUCUGGAGACGCAGGCGACGGUCACCACCUCGUCACGGCUCAGUCACAAGGCGGAGAUUGUUCACAAUUAACAGACCCAAAAACAAAAUCCUCUGAGAGUGAAAACCGAAGCAAAGCUCGGCCACGCUGCAUCAUCACGUGGCCAAAUGAAAAUAGUGCACACCAAUUGCUGAAGGAAGAGAAUAUUACUGAAAUUCGCAUUCGUCCGGCACAAGUGGCAGAAAGUUCAGGGAAAACCGAGUCCUCCAGUGCUAAACCGAUUAUCGCACAGUCUUGCAAAUUAAUUGCACCAGUUGAAGCAACCAGCACAUUGAGCAACACUACUAAUCCAUCGAUAUCAUCCGAGCUCUUGGUUGACGAAUGUGUCAGAUUUACCACCCCAGUGCACGAAAACGGCUGGUCCACAAAAUACAAGAGUGUCCGUAUUGGUUCUGCAUCCUGCAAAGGUGGGAUGGAAUGGGAAGUUGGCUCUGAAGUAAUCUUUGGCUACGAAGGCCACAAACCUGCUUUGAGAAGCCACGGCAUCGAAGAGUCCAUACAUAUCAAACAUUCAGAGCGCAGCUGCCAGUCAUCUGAUAAAAAGUAUAGGCACCGAGAUCGAAUCGACGGCAGGCAUGUGAGAGAAUUCGGUGUGAGGUGUAACUCGCUAAUUGAAGCAGGAUCCAGGCCCCAGGCAAGACCAUUUCACUAUACCACGAUGUACAGUGAGUCCAGUCGCGGAACUGACACCGAAUAUGAGAGUGAAAGCUCGGUAGACAAGAAACGGAACAGUAACGAAGGUAAAGUAUUACACUGCACACUUCUGAAAAAGUCCCCACAUAGUAGCAGGGCCCGCCAAAGGGAACACAAAAUCAGAGCCAGCUCAGUGCACCCGAAAACUAGAUCGAAUUCACAUGCAGAUCUGUCUACGCAUGGCCGGACGACCCCAGCGCUCUGCGGCAACUUACCAGUAAAAUGCGAGCAUUGUUUGCUUCCAGUGCUUUGUUCGUUAAAUUCUACAUCACAGCCAGCGUUGCAACUGCAGUCAGGUGAUUUACGCAGCCGACCAAUCUCGUUCUACACUCAAGUACACUCAGCUUGGGUGCAUCAUGCACCAAUAAUACCCACGCACUUCCGAUCAGAUGAUCAAGGACCAUUUUAUCUAAACAAGAAUUCCUCUUACACUGAAUUGAACCAGCUCGGCUGCGCAUGUUUAACUGACCCACCACUACAUCCAAUUCAGCGAAGUUUGACGCGCACGCCAGUUAACGUUUCUGACGAAAAGACUCUCGCCGAAUUCGAGUUGAAAACCGAAGUUCCUAAGGUAACUAGUUCUCCAGCAAAGUCUGUAACGUUUCCCGACAUUGCUCAGACGAACACUACCAUGGAUGAAUGUACCCAAACACCAGAGGUUCAUGAGGAUACGAGCAAAUCCGGGACCAGCAGUCACAAAGCCAGCUCCUUCUUUAUUCCCUUCAAAUCAGACGGUAGGCGCUAUCCUAAUACAGAGUUCCGCACAUUACCAAAAGCGAGGUCGUUUAAUACCUAUCCUUGUUCAACUGAAAAGCAGAAAGAUCAUGAAACAACCUCCACUGCAGAACAACGUAAGGAGUUAUCGCCACGGCGUGGACAGGAGUGUGACUCAAAUGAACCAACUGAGAACAAAACAGUGCCAAUCAAUCUAAACCAACUAACCGGUCAUCUAUCAAUGCGCACGGAAGGAACGAAUGAUGAAAGCUUUGUGGUCCAACCCAGUUCCUACCCUGCAGCUGCCACUAGCACCGAUCCUCCAAGUUGGUCCAGGAGGAAUAGCAUUCAGAACCGACGAACGAAUACGAACAAUCAAGCGGAGCGACGGGAACACAAGCAUCAACUUGAGAAGGAACGUAGGGAGAUGAUCUUUCAGGAUUACCUGAAUCGGAAACUUAGCCUCUCUGACGAAAAGGACUCUGAAAACGGUAACCUCGAUCACCGCCCGUCACUUCUGCGCGGAAGCAACGGAAUCCCGUCGUCAGCUAGCUCUGGUGUGGUGGAAACGAAGUCGAAAAAUGUCUUCCUGAGGGCACGUACAGCGCCAUGUGACAGAAGGGCUACGUUCAGGAUACAGCGACCAAAACCUAACCACCUGGUAUCUCGCAAUAAAGAUGAACCACAGGCUCCGGACAACCGUAAGCUCCAAGUGGGUGCUGCCCCUCGUGAAGCUUCAUGCGACACACCGCAUACUCCUAUGGAGAACACGGAACCGAAACUAUUCGUCCCACUGCAUGGCAGGUCGAAUAGACGAGUAAUUGCCAACGCGAUUAGUCAUUGUUGUUUACCUGGUCCAGUGAAUCUGGACAUAAGGUGCUCGGUACUGGAGUCACUUGGAUGCACAGAUGGAAGGCAUUUUAUCAUUUUGCUUCGGAGUCAAUGCCAAUACUGUGCAUUGUAUAAUUAUGCAGUAACCGAAGAUAUAGCAAAUCGUGUGUGCGGGCUUGGACCUAGGAAAAUUUUUUCCGAUAUGGUUGACCGAUUUUAUAAAUAUGAUAGCGGUUCUAAACGGUUUGUGGAGAUCAGCUCCACUUCGCAUCUUUCAACUGUGGUCGAUGCCAUUAUUCUCAAAGGACGGACGAAGAACAAAUACUCCCCAAAUCCUUUGAGAUGCUGAUCCGAUCUCAGCGAACAUUUGGAAGAGAAACUCGUUAUUGGUUUAUAUUACUUCCGCCAUUCCUAUUUUGAGGUUACCGUGCGUCCCACGACUGACUGCAACUCGAUUCUACUGUAAACAUUGACGAGGUUUACCAAACCUUUGACUGACCUCUGAUUUGUCCGGGCAAUUUUUGAAUCAUUUGUGUGUACAGACGAUAAAAUCCCCUUUGGCAGCCAUACUCUUUUUAUAAAAGCUCCAUC